This is a messenger RNA of Cooperia oncophora, 342 nucleotides long. The record is from the annotation of a GenBank genome assembly. NCBI's taxonomy places the organism in Eukaryota, Metazoa, Nematoda, Chromadorea, Rhabditida, Trichostrongylidae.
AUGUCAGAAGUCCCACACUAUGUGCUCUAUGAGCACGCUGUGGGAUAUGCGUUAAUGAAAAUCAAGGAAUUCGAAGGAUGCAGGAUUGAUUAUCCAAGAGUGGCAUCGUCAAGUUGGCAGCAUUUUGAUCCCUUCAAGAACACCGAAGCUGCUCUCGAGAAUGCUAAUGCUAUCUCCGAGGGCUUGGCUCAUGCGGAUCUCAUCAAUUUUCUCGAAAGCAGUCUACCCCAAAAGAAGAAGAAACUGGUUUUGGGUGUUAAUGACUCGAAGCUUGCCGGUUCGCUAACUGAAGCGAACGUUGGCAUAAAGCUCGUAUUCGGAGGUGUUGUUACCGAGGUGUGA